AUGUCGGGCUCGGAGCGGCAGCCGCGGGCGGGCCAUGUCCAGCUGGAUAGCAGACCUAUAUUACCCACCACAGAUGGAAAUGAGAACAUCACAGAAGUAGAUGCAGUCAGUAUAAGCAGACAAUCACGUCAUCUUGAAGAGAAGUACAAAAUGGACAAUCAAAGAAGAGGAGUUGCAUUAAUCUUCAAUCAUGAGUACUUUUCUUGGCAGUUAAAUCUGAGAGACAGACGUGGGACUAUGGUUGACAGAGACAAUCUGAAUCGCACUUUGACAAGCCUUGGAUUUGAAGUCAGAGUUUUUGAUAACCUGAAAGCAGAAGAUGUGCAGAAGAGAAUUGAUGAAGCCUCUAAGGAGGACCACAGCAAUGCUGACUGCUUCGUGUGUGUGUUCCUGAGCCACGGUAAAGAUGAUCACAUUUAUGCACGUGAUGACAAAAUCGACAUUCAGACAAUGACAGACAUGUUCAGAGGAGACAAGUGCCAGAGUUUGGUAGGAAAGCCAAAGAUAUUUAUCAUUCAGGCCUGUCGAGGUGAUCAACAUGAUAUUGCAGUGAUUGCUCAUGAUGCAACAGACAGCAGUAAAUCCCCUGGCAAUAAGACUGAAGUGGAUGCAGCUGGCAUCUAUACUCUGCCUGCUGGUGCAGACUUUAUCAUGUGCUACUCUGUGGCACAAGGCUACUAUUCUCAUCGUGACACUGUAUUUGGCUCCUGGUACAUCCAGGAUUUGUGUGAGACCCUUAGGGAUCAUGGAUCUUCAGGGGAGUUCACAGAACUUCUUACUGUUGUGAACAGGAAAGUAUCAGAUCGCACAUGGAACACGGGCUAUGGUUUAAAAAAACAGAUUCCUUGUUUUGCCUCAAUGCUAACUAAAAAAUUGUAUUUUCAUCCAAAAUCUAAGUAG
Molecule: messenger RNA, 900 nt
Organism: Melospiza georgiana
Lineage: Eukaryota; Metazoa; Chordata; Aves; Passeriformes; Passerellidae
Gene: CASP6
Product: caspase 6
Exons: 8
Coding region: 1-900 (299 amino acids)
Biological process (GO): proteolysis; apoptotic process
Cellular component (GO): cytoplasm
Source: RefSeq, a predicted model, not a curated record